This is a messenger RNA of Cornus florida, 2124 nucleotides long. RefSeq names its product serine/threonine-protein kinase STY13-like. The record is from RefSeq and is a predicted model, not a curated record. The coding region runs from base 581 to 1639 and encodes 352 amino acids. Gene Ontology annotation, molecular function: protein kinase activity; ATP binding. Gene Ontology annotation, biological process: protein phosphorylation. The transcript has 6 exons. NCBI's taxonomy places the organism in Eukaryota, Viridiplantae, Streptophyta, Magnoliopsida, Cornales, Cornaceae.
CAACUGUGUCUCUGACAAGACCCAAUUCCUUCCUUCCGCGGCUUUAUCUGGACAGAUCAAGUCACACAACAAAGUAGUUUGUUCCUUACGCGUAGUGAAAUACCAUUACAUUAACUCAACCCACCAGCCUAUACAUCCACACCCAUCUCAUCUUCCUCACUCUUUCUCUCUCUGUAAAUUUGAAUUACAUUAGCUCUUGAUUGUUUAUUGCCUCUCCUCUGUUUUUACUUUUUUGAGCAGAGCUUUGUUUGGCCUUUCAAUAUUUGUUUAUAAAUAAUACAAAUUUUAUUACUAGUUUGUUGUUUGUUGCUGGUAUUCUCUGGAACACGUGGGGUUUUAUUCUUUGCCUCCCAAACGAAGCUCAACUCAGAGCGUGAAUUUGGGGAUGGGUCUCUUCCAUGGAAGCAGAACAGAGCAUGUCUUCUUUAUAAUACUUCUCUGUUCAUGCGAAUGAGCUUGUUUUCUUUAAUUUUUUCCAUACGGGUUUUACUUCAAAUGUGUCAUGAUAUAUACAGAUUUGGUUUUUACUAGUCACUGGAAGGUAAUAGAUCAUCAGUAGAUUCUAGAGAGAGAGACAAAAAUGGCAUCUGGAAAUGGGCUCUACUCAGUUGAAGGUUUCAAUUUGGAUGCCAAGUGGUUGAUUGAUCCAAAACUUCUGUUUGUUGGGCCGAGAAUUGGAGAAGGUGCUCAUGCUAAAGUGUAUGAGGGCAAAUACAAAAAUCAGAAUGUUGCUAUUAAAAUGGUUCAUAGAGGUGACACCCCGGAGGAGAUUGCCAAGAGGGAGGCCCGAUUUGCACGGGAGGUUGCAAUGUUAUCCAGAGUUCAACACAAGAACCUGGUGAAGUUUAUUGGAGCUUGCAAGGAACCUGUCAUGGUUAUAGUAACUGAACUUCUAUUGGGUGGAACAUUGCGGAAAUACCUGCUCAACACGAGGCCGAGGCUUUUAGAUAUGCGUUUGGCAAUUGGGUUUGCACUUGACAUUGCUCGUGCAAUGGAAUGCUUACACUCCCAUGGGAUCAUCCACCGAGACUUGAAACCUGAGAACCUGCUCUUGACAGCAGACCACAAAACCGUCAAACUCGCGGAUUUUGGUUUGGCAAGAGAGGAGUCAUUAACAGAGAUGAUGACUGCCGAAACAGGAACCUAUCGCUGGAUGGCUCCAGAGCUUUACAGCACGGUCACGUUGAGACACGGAGAGAAGAAGCAUUAUAAUAACAAGGUGGAUGCAUACAGCUUUGCUAUUGUUUUGUGGGAGCUCAUACAUAACAAGUUACCCUUUGAAGGCAUGUCAAAUCUGCAAGCAGCGUACGCAGCGGCUUUUAAAAACAUGAGGCCUAGUGCUGAUGACCUGCCAGAGGAUAUGGCUUUAAUUGUGACUUCUUGUUGGAAGGAGGAUCCAAACGACCGUCCGAACUUCAGCCAAAUCAUACAGAUGCUUCUGCAUUAUCUUUCAACGAUUUCACCACCAGAACCCGUUAUCCCACAUCAGGUUUUCGCUUCCAAGAAUGUGGUCUUGCCACCGGAGUCUCCUGGUACAAGUUCCUUGAUGGCGGCAAGAGAUGACUCUGCGCAGACCCCGACAACCCACUUGGAAAACAAGCCAAGAGGCUUCUUCUUCUGCUUUAACCAGUGCUACUGAUCCCCUGAAGGGACAGUAUCUCCUCCAGAGUCCAGAGGUACCGGUAUUCGAAAAUCAGUGUCGUAAAUGGAGCUCAAUGAACAAUAGUCUCAAACAUUACACAUAUUUUCAUACUAAAAAGAUGUCAAAAAUAUUGAGAUUCAUAAGUUUAGCUGUCAUAGGAAGCCUUUUAAGUUUUAACUGCUGAAGUUGCAUGUUAUGCAAAGGGCUGUUUAGGGUUUUGGAGUUGGGGUUGCUGUGAUGCAUUGUAGCUGUAUAGUAAGGUCCAUCCAAUGGCCUUUGCUCCAUUCAAUGUAAGAAUCUCCUGAUGUAGUAGAAUUGAAUGUAUUCAACUUAAUGCAAAUGAGACCCACCAACCAUUCACUUAAGAUUUCUCUAGUGAUUGUAAUAUAAUUAAUUAUAUCAAGUGUUGGAUUCUCAAAUUGAUUGUGUUUGUAUUGAACUUCAAUAUAACACCCAACAUAUAGUUGAAAACUUUUGAUGAA